CGCACCUGCCUUGCCUCUUUGACGAGAGACGUCAUUGUUUCAGAUAUCAACAGAGACUUCCAGUUUCCACUUCAGAUGACUCCAACGAUUUGAGAGACUCUACAUCGAGUUCGAGGAAUUUUAUAUGGUAAGGCUUUCGAGGUGUGCUUGAACGCCGUCGAUCAUGCCAUCAAGACUCCCAUCAGAAUUCCCCCAGAAUCUGCUUGGGCCAUUACGACGGUAAAGCGAUAAAGAAGCCUAAAAACAUCAUGUCUUCUUCAAAGGCAGCGCUCAAGGCUGUCAAAGCGUCGCUGGAUGCUGGCAAUUUCGCCCAGGCCGCCGAUCAAGCCGAGGACCUCAUCAAGGCCGACAAGACGAAUCAUACCGCCUUGUUGUUCCUAGGCUUUGCGAGAGAAAAGCUCGGUCAGUUGGAAGCUGCCGAGACUGCCAUAUCGCGGGCGGCCAGUAUCAAACCGGACGAUGCUCAGGCCUACAAAGGCUUGAUCACGCUCUACGAGAAACAGGGCUUCCAGAAACUAGAUCAAUAUCACGACACCGCAUUUCGAUUGGCCGAGAUCUAUGCUCAGGCUGAUGACCGCAAUCAAUGCCAGAAUGUCAUCGACAAGUACGAGUUGUUCGCCAAGAAGAACGGCACCCCCAACCAAUAUCGCAAAGCCAUCGAGCUCAUACUGCCUUCAUCAGCGCUCUAUCCCACACUAGAAGGGCGUGUCCUUCGACCAAAUCUUGCCUAUCUACGGAUCUUGGAGUCAGCCCAAGGUGAAGAGAAAGAGUGGAUCAAUUCGCAAAUCGGUGAGAGACGAACCAGAAUUGGUUCAAAGAUCGACCAAGUUACUCGGCAAGUCAAGUAUGAAGCAAUAGCAAGGUUUGAUAUUGAAGAAAAGUAUGCCAGACUCAUUGAUUGGACACAAGACGACGAUGCGCGGCAUGACCUUGAGCAAAAACUCUUUCAAAGAAUGUACGACAACCUGCUCCUGUUGCCCAGCGAAAGCAAGUCUCAACAACGUGACAAGGUGUUAAACAUGGCCAAUGGAAUGGUUAUUGUCAAGCAACAAUAUCCUUUAGCGUGGGAGGUCGCUCUAGAAUGGGUUGAUGCCGAAGCUCUCGACGAGUGGGAUGUUACCAUCUUCCGCGAGUAUGCAACCUAUUUCCCUGAUCGUGGUUUGAGUAAGAUUUUUCAAGGCUUUCUAGACAGCGAAGCUUCUCCGUUUCCUUACCAACCCGCGGAGGCUGCCGAAGGUGAUAGCCCUCCAGAAAGGCUGAAUGAGGUAGAUCAACUCAACCUCAUAACUGAAGGCUUAGAAGACUGUCCAGACUCUUUACUAGGUCACCGAAUUGCAGCUUAUAUCCACCUCUUUCUGAAAGAAUGGCAAACUGCGUCCGAAUUGGCUCGAAAAGCUCAAAAUUUGCUUGUCAUUGCACAAAAGCAAAAGGCCCUCCAGCUACAAAACAGCCUGGAUGGUGUCAACCUCAUCCUCGCAAAUGCCCUCAUCUCCUUUCAAUCUCCACGACAUCACCCAGAAUCUAAACAACUCUUCCAAGACAUCCUUUCCCGAAAGCCUCUGUUGACCCCAGCCUUGUUGGGGGUUGGCUUAAUCUACGAGGAUGAUGAGGACUAUGAAGAAGCCGUCAAGUUUCUCGAUCAAGCAGCCCAACGAGACCCGGAUAAUAUUCGCAUCAAACUGGAGCUAGCAUGGUGUCGAGCUCAAAAUGGAGACCUUCAGGCCGGUCUAGACGGUCUCCAAGAGGUCUUGUCCGCAAUUGAGGCAGACAAAACAAAAGAUCUCCCCCUGAAAUCUAUCACGCUCUAUCGAAUCGCAUACUGUAUAUGGCAUCUUGACCCUUCUCCGGCGAGCCGCAAGGAUCGGGCCGGAGCUUACAAAUACCUGAUUGAGUCAACAAAGGCAAACAAGGACUAUGCUCCCGCCUAUACAUUGUUCGGCAUAUACUUCCAGGACUAUGCCAAGAACAAAAAGCGUGCUCGUACCGCCUUACAAAAGGCAUUUGAACUGUCCGACUCCGAGUUGGACGCGGCCUACCGCCUAGCGAGCACUUUUUCCAAAUCAGGAGAGUGGGACCUCGUCGAACUCGUGGCACAGCGAGUUGUUGCGUCGGGGAAAGCUAAACCCGCCCCUGGCUCAAAGAAAAAAGCCCACAGCUGGCCCUACGCAGCCCUUGGUGUGGUUCAGAUGAACAAGCAGCAGUAUUCUCAAAGCAUUAUUUCUUUUCAGUCGGCCCUUCGCAUAUCUCCCGAUGAUUACUAUUCCUGGGUCGGCUUAGGCGAAAGUUAUCAUAAUGCCGGUCGCCAUAUUGCAGCCACGAGAGCCUUUGCAAAGGCAGAGACUGUUGGUCACGGCUUGCCCUCUGAGGAAACCUGGUUUGCAAAGUACAUGCUAGCCAAUGUGCAGCGGGAGAUGGGGUCUUUUGAUGAAGCCAUUUCUGCCUAUCAAGGCGUCCUCCAAACCAAGCCUGAAGAGUUUGGAGUGCUUAUUGCUUUGCUGCAAACAUUGUCAGAAAGCGCUUGGGCAAAAGUCAGCCUUGGGAUGUUUGGCGAAGCCGCCAAUCUCGCAAAUGGUGCUCUCGAGGCAGCAUGCAAGAUAGCCCAGAGCAACGCUGCCACUUUCAAUUUGUGGAAGGCUGUAGGUGAGGCAUGUUCAGUCUUGGGUCAAGUAAAGCUGCACUCUCCCUUGGCUGAUCUCAACAAGCUUGCUGUCUUACUCGAUGUCGGCAAAGUUGAUGAUUCCGAUGUAUUCGCCGACCUGGACAAGCUCUCCAUCGACAUUCUGACAGCAGAAGACGAUUCCUCUCCCACAGAAAAGGCCGACAAAUGGCUGGUCGGUGCGGUCCUUGCGCACAAGCGAGCCAUAGCUGUAUCUGCGGCGGACAAAUAUGCCCAAGCUGUUGGCUUCUAUAACCUUGGAUGGGCUGAGCAUCAGGCGUACAUUUCUGGAGGAACCUUGCUAUGCUCAGAAAAGAAAAAGCCCCGCCGUUUCCUGAAAGCAGCUAUGAAGUGCUUCAAGCGUGCCAUCGAAUUGGAAGCAGGCAAUUCCGAAUUCUGGAACGCACUGGGGGUGGUGACCAUGACUUUGAGUCCUAAAGUGUCCCAGCAUUCAUUCGUCCGAAGCCUACAUUUGAACGACCACAAUGCCCAGACAUGGACCAACAUAGGGGUCCUUUAUCUGAUCAACAAUGAUCAUGAACUUGCCAACGAAGCUUUCACAAGAGCCCAGUCCGAAGACCCCGAGUUUGCGGAUGCGUGGAUUGGGCAAGGUCUUUUGGCGACAUUGGUUGGGCAGGUCAACGAAGCAAGAGGCUUGUUUAUGCACGCCUUUGAGAUUGCCGACUCCUCUCUGCUACCUGCAAAACGACACUAUGCACUUUCUGCGUUUGAUCAUAUUCUCAAAGACCCUGGUCGCUCUCAUGAAGCCAAUGUUCUUCUUCAGCCCCUCUUUGCUCUCCGUCAACUUCAUACCCAAUCCCCGGCAGAUACAAUCGCCACACAACUCCUGGCAAUGUUUGCCGAGCGUGUAGGUGAUUUUGCCGCCAGUGCAGAAGCCUUAGAAGAAGUCUGCAGUGCUUCCGAGGCGGCAUAUGAGAGCUCAGAAUCUAUGGAUGAUCUCGUACGGUUUUCUCAGGCCAAGGCUGCUCUCGCGCGUGCGCAGCUCGGACAACAGGAGUUCCUCAGUUCCAUCACCAAUGCGGAGGUUGCACUAGAUUUGUCUGAGGAUGCUGCGGAAUUUGAUACCAUCCACCACGACUCUCGACGCCAAUGGCGACUUUCAGCCCAUAUCACGGCAGGUCUAGCCCACAGCCAUCUCCAGCAGAUCGAAUCGUCGAUUCAAAUGUUUAAAGCGGCGCUCGAAGAGUCAUCAAAUGCCCCAGAUGUGGUGUGUAUGCUUGCUCAAGUGCUCUGGGCCAAAGGUGGUGAGUCGGAGAAGGAAGCAGCUCGGACGCAAUUGUUCAACGUUGUGGAAGAACAUCCAGACCACGUCCAAGCCACUGCUCUCUUGGCAGUGACGGGGCUGUUGGACGACAAUCAAGAUGUCCUUGACGCAGUGGAGGAGGAUCUGAGGACUUUGAGACAAAGCGAUAAAAUCGGCUUGUUAGACAAGAUCAAAGUUACCAAGCUUCUUUCCGGAAUUGUAGCGUGCAAGGAGAACAAUCCAGCAUCCAGAGACAAUAUGGGUCUGCUUGCUGAUGCAUUGAGUGGGAUCAUGUUGGCACCAGGACAGCCGCAGGGAUGGCUCGAGCUGUCACAGGCGACCAAGGGUCGGAAUGCUGAAGGCUAUGCUGCGGAAAUGGCCAUCUUGAACGCCGAGAAACAAAUUCCUCCCAGAGGCAGGCUUGCUGCUGAUGACUUAAGCCGAGCUUACGAAAGUUCGGGUCGGCAUGAGGAUCAUUUGAAGGCAAGAAUGAUAGCGCCAUGGCGAUUGGAACUUGCAGCUGAAGGGUGACGACGAUCAAGGAAGGCGACUCGAUCAGUAGACGAGCGUCAAUGUUGGGUAGCCUGAUAGAUCGAGCUUAACAUGCCGAAAUGUAACACCAGAGUAGUUGAAGUGUGGUCCAGGAUAGUUGAUAGAGACAGAAGAGGUCAACAAUGC
This is a messenger RNA of Exophiala mesophila, 4598 nucleotides long. RefSeq lists its product as uncharacterized. The record is from RefSeq and is a predicted model, not a curated record. Gene Ontology annotation, cellular component: Ski complex. Lineage: Eukaryota; Fungi; Ascomycota; Eurotiomycetes; Chaetothyriales; Herpotrichiellaceae. The transcript has a single exon. Bases 249 to 4451 code for a protein of 1400 amino acids. Gene Ontology annotation, molecular function: protein binding.